CGGCCGUCAGUGCAAACAGUCCACAAAGAGAGGAGCACCCACAUCCAUCUCUGCGCGCUUUUUUCAUAGCGGGAGGCUGAUAAAAGCCUCUUGCUGACGUCUGCCUGGAAGGGAGGGUCUAUAUCCACCACCACCACGCUGUUCUUGCAGCGGCGUUAUGUAUUUGCCUACCCGUUAUCCAAUCCUAGCGCAGGUGGCGGGACUCUGCUGGCGAAUCGCAGCGCACAGUGGGCGGGGUUUUCCGGAAAACCGGUGGGAAACGAUUGUCUCUCAGCGACGUUCAGUACAGGAAACAAGGGUACUGGUCUCCGAAAAAAAAAAAAACUUGUGUAACGCGAACCGUAUAAAAGAGAAAGUAAUGAGCUGUAGGCGCUUUGACUGGAAUUUAAUGGCUGUAAGUCGAAGUUUAGUCAGGUGAAGAAAACGCGUGUUACGAAAUUUGAGUUGGUGUCGCUCUAAGGUAUGUAGAUCCAUCCAUCCAUCCAUCCAUCAUUCGUUCAUGUACGUUAGUUUAGAAGCCCCUGCGGAGCCUGUAGCCUGUAGACUUCUCACACUGUGGAGGAGAUUCUGAUAUUAGAAUAUUAAUUGGCCGGUUAGUCACUCAUCUUGAGUCGAUUUUAUGACCUAUAUUUCGUCAAGUGUAGCCUCAGUCUUUCCGGUAGCCGCAUGUUCAGAUCCAUAUCUUAGAAAUCUUGUAAAUUAAAGGGUCACGUCAGCUCCUGCAUCCUCCACCCCCAGCCUGUGCACUAAGAUGGGGAUGGGAACCGACACCAAACCGCCGCCGAGCGGAUCCAGCAAGUUGGCCGUUGACAGUGAAGAGGAAGACGGCGGUGUGGAGAUCAUGAAGCUGGAGGAUGCGGAGCCGGCAGGGCAGCAGAGAGAGACCUGGACCCGCCGUCUCGAGUUCGUUCUGGCCUCGGUGGGUUACGCCGUGGGCCUCGGCAACGUGUGGAGGUUUCCGUACCUCUGCUACAGGAGCGGCGGAGGUGCCUUUCUCAUCCCCUAUGUAAUCAUGCUGUUUCUGUGUGGUAUCCCGUUGCUCUUUAUGGAGUAUGCCAUUGGUCAGUACACUCGCUUGGGGCCAGUUCAUGGACUGGCCAAAAUCUGCCCCCUUCUCAAAGGUGUGGGACUAGCUACAGUGGUUAUUUCUUUCGUGCUGGCCACCUACUAUAACGUUCUGAUGACCUGGGCUCUCUACUACCUCUUCAACUCUUUUGGUUCCACCUUGCCAUGGCAGUCCUGCAAUAACACUUGGAAUGCGGUCAGCAACUGCUCCACUGGCUUCCCCGGCAAUGCCACUCACCUGCAGUCAGCCAGUCAGCAGUACUUUGACCGUAAGUUGCUGGAGAUGACCGGCGGUAUUGAAGAUGCCGGAGGGGUUCGCUGGGAGCUGUUUGGCCUCCUCGCUCUGGCCUGGCUCAUCAUCUACUUCUGCAUAUUCAAAGGAGUCAAAUCCACAGGAAAGGUUGUCUAUUUCACUGCUACAUUCCCUUACUUCAUGCUGUUUGCGUUGCUGAUCAACAAUGUCCAGCUGCCUGGUGCAAAAGAUGGCAUCCUGUACUUUCUCAUGCCCAACUGGAGCAAACUCCUGGAAGUGCAGGUAUGGGUGAAUGCAGCUGCACAGAUAUUCAACUCCAUUGGCAUUGCUUUUGGCUCUAUGAUAUCUAUGGCUAGCUACAACAAAUACAACAACAACAUCCUCAGGGACACGUUUGUCGUCUCUCUGGCUAACUCGGCUACUAGUAUCGUAGCUGGGUUUGUGAUCUUCUCUGCUAUUGGCUACAUGGCACAUAUUCACAACCUGCCUGUGGAUGACAUAGCUACUGAUGGUCCUGGUUUGGUGUUUGUUGUGUAUCCAGAAGCGUUCUCCACCAUGCCUGUAUCCCAGCUGUGGGCUCCUCUUUUCUUCUUCAUGCUGCUCUGCCUCGGCCUGGACAGUGAGUUUGCGAUGGUGGAGGUGGCGGUGACGUGCAUCAUGGACGGGUUUGGUGUGAAGGUUUUGCGUGUGUUUAAGAGGAAGGAGCUGCUGGUGCUGGCCGUGUGCUCGGUGGGAUUUCUGCUGGGAAUUCCGCACAUCACCAGGGGUGGUAUUUAUGUGUUUCAGCUGAUGGAUCACUACACGGCAGUUGUGUCUCUUAUGUUUCUGGCCUUCUUCGAGGUGCUGGCAGUCACACUGAUCUUUGGAGUGGAGAGGAUCUGUGUGAUGGUGGAGAACAUGUUGGGAAAGAGGCCAAACUUGUAUUUUCGUGUCUGCUGGCAGUUCCUCUCUCCGAUGCUGGUGCUGGGUAUUCUGAUCUCCAGUAUAAUCCAGUACACUCCUGCACGCUAUGGCAAGUCCUACACGUACCCGCUGUGGGCUGAGGUGCUGGGCUGGUUCAUUUCUCUAAUCUCUAUAAUCUGGAUCCCACUGGGGGCAGUGCACGAAAUCUGGAGGAAUAAAGGAUCUUUAUUACAGAGGCUGAAGGUGGCGCUGAGGCCCACAGUGGAUCUGGAGCCGAUACAUGCCUUACCAGAGAAACAGAGGGUUCACUCAGAGUCCAUCACACUGUUCAGCACUUCCCAGUGAUGUAUGUGCACAUGUACAUGCCCUGAGAUGCAUCGCUGCUCUUCACAAUCACUAUAUUCUUUCCAAAUACAUUACAUUCUAUGUACUGUAUUAAUAAUAUAUGGUGUCAUUAUCCACACUAAGCUUUUUUCUGUGCAUGUUUUUGCCUCAACGCUGGCUGAGGUCAGAUCAAACUGGCCUCUGAACCAGUUUUAUUUGUUAAGAUAUUUCUUAGGCUGGCUUAACACAGUGAAACUUUCAUGCAACUAGUUGCAUCCUAUGAGUUGCCUGCAAUAUCAUUUCCAUGCAACAUGACUGUUAAAGAAGCAAUUUGAAAACAAAGCUGCACACAAUACAUUCAGUUUCUCUACUACUAAGCUAAGUUAACAGCUCAUAAAUUUUAGAUAUACCAUAUCGUCUAUUCAUCCACAAGGUGUAUUUUACAUAUUUACCACAUUUUUUUUAUCUUCUUAUAUUAAUUUCAGCUGUCAUUGCAGUUCUUUUGUCUAUAUCUGUCGUUUAUCUAUCUAGGGUGCUUUACUACGUUUGAGUUUUUUAUCUGUUGUGUACAUGUAAAGCCUUUAAAAAUGAACCUUUAAGUAUGUUACAGUUAUAACCUACUUGAUCCUCAAUCAUCUUGUCCUAGAAGCCAUACAAGUUCAUUGAGGAGCACAUCUUGAUCUCCGCUUCUGUGAUAAUUUUCAUCAUUUGGAUUCAAAAUGAACUGAAAUUUUGGGGGUGUCAAAAGAGGAGAAAUUGAAUCUAGCUGUGUAAAUCGUGAUAAGAGCAGAUAAUAAUGCAGGGUUAAUAGUGAUAAAGCAGCUGUUUAAACAGCUGUUAGUGUUAGCUGGCUGGUUAAAACAGCUGGUUGAAGGAACAUUAGCUUUGAGAAACGCUAAUUUGUUGUCAAAUAAAGAACUACCAGUCUUGAGUCAGCUGGGGGAGGGGUCUCCUUUUCAACCCCCCAUUUAACCAUCUUCUAUUUUAUUUUCUUGUCCAGUGACGUAGUGAACUCAUUAGAUGAAUCACAUGAUGUGUUACUGACGUUUUGAUUGGCUGUUUCAUGAAACAUAUUUCACAAAGUUGCAGUGAUGCAAAUGAGUUGCAGGAUGCUUUUAGUUUUAUGUAGUUUUAGUUUUUAGUUUCAUGUAGGUUUCCAGUAACAAAAGUUGCAUUAAGGUUUCACUGUAUAAAGCCAACCUUAAAUACAGCUUUGGACAAUAGUUUAUCAUUGUUCAGACUUCAGUACGGGUGGAUUACACCAAAAGCCUUUUUUCUCGCAGAGGGACAGAACUAUGUUGCUUAAAGAAUGGUUAAAUUGAAAUGUAAAACGCACACAAAGCUCCUUGUACCACCAGUCAGUCAGCCAGGACAUGUUUGAUGUCUGAAGUUUGAUUUUUUAGUUUUGCACUGUAGGCUAAUGUUGUUAAUGUUGUAUGUAUAUAUAUAUAUAUAUAUAUAUAUAUAUAUAUAUAUGCUCACUUGAUAGUAUUCGGUGCUCACCUGUUAGUAUCUGGUGCGCACCAGAUUUUUACCAAAAAAAUACACCAUGUCCCUUUAGGGGCUCCGUAUCACACAGAUUCCUUAUUUGAUUUAUUCUGCUUAUGCACUGCAUCUAUAAAUUGAUUGUUAAUUGAUGAUGUAUGUUCUCUCUCUUGUGGACAUGACAAAUCAUUUUGGUGUCACUGGCCUUUGUAGUCUUUAUCAGUAGGAUCCAGCUGCAGACCCUCAGUAUCGCACUUUCAGACCCUCACUUUCAGACCUGCACUAUCAGCUUGUACUUGUAAGGACAGAUAAUAAAGCUAAAAAUCACUCAUGGGACUCAAAGCUGCACAGCUUUCUAAACAUAUUUUGCAUGACAGGAAGUGACUAAUAGAGUAAAUUCUGGUUUUCAGUCUUUCUCAGCAGUCUAGCGCUGAAAAUGACAUAUAAUUAGGUUUAGAAACGUUGCUGAUAUCUGAACACUUUUGUUUAAUAAAUAUUCACUAUAUCCUAAACCCAGAUUAUGUCCACAAUUAUAUCUCUGAAUAUUAAAAUGUUCAGAUGGCCUUAUUAUUAUGUAAACAAAGAGGUUAUACAUUUCAAAAAGGAAAUGAAACGGAAGCAGGAGCGGGUUUAUUUUAGCAUCUAAACAAUGUUGCACUUGAUUGGUUUCUUGACUAUCACCUGCUAAAUUGAUAUGCUGUUCCCAAAGUGUUUCAAAUCUUACACAUAAUAUGCAAAACUUCUAAAUUCUACUAUGAUUAAAGGGGAAUUCCACCCUUUUUUUGAACAUUUCUUCAUUAUUCACAAAGUCAUCAGAGUGGUUUGAUGUGAAAUGGUUCACUGUAGAGAAACUUACUGACUGUGAUGUCUACAACAUGUAGACAUGGCUUUAGUGACAUCACAGAAGCAUUUCAAAAUGGGCUAUUUUUGUAGACAAUUUGCACUGUCCACAGAAUAUGGCCAUUUUAUUUACUAGCUAAAAUGAUCUACGAACCUACACGUGUCAUCUGAAUUUUUAUAUAUAAUGAUGAUAAAAUAGCGGUAAUUCUGAAGUUUUCUUUGAGGACAUUUUAAGCCAGAAGCUUCUCACAACUAUAGUAAAACAGUGUCUCAGAGAGUAUAUUCAUAACCAUUUUAUGUAACCCGAAAUGUAACCUUCUGUGAGGGAAUUUUCAUUGGCAUUAAACUCUCCAGAUGUCUGGUUCCUAUCACUGCCACUGUGAACAAUUCUGACUCAGUUUGUUUCUCUAGAAUGGAGCAUCUCCCAUUAAAUCUGUCUGAAUGACUGU
This is a messenger RNA of Colossoma macropomum (tambaqui), 5319 nucleotides long. RefSeq lists its product as uncharacterized. The coding region runs from base 752 to 2566 and encodes 604 amino acids. The record is from RefSeq and is a predicted model, not a curated record. Gene Ontology annotation, biological process: sodium ion transmembrane transport. Gene Ontology annotation, cellular component: membrane. The transcript is spliced from 13 exons. NCBI's taxonomy places the organism in Eukaryota, Metazoa, Chordata, Actinopteri, Characiformes, Serrasalmidae.